Messenger RNA from Saccostrea echinata, 1573 nucleotides. RefSeq lists its product as uncharacterized. Gene Ontology annotation, cellular component: acetylcholine-gated channel complex. The transcript has 5 exons. The coding region runs from base 88 to 1146 and encodes 352 amino acids. The record is from RefSeq and is a predicted model, not a curated record. NCBI's taxonomy places the organism in Eukaryota, Metazoa, Mollusca, Bivalvia, Ostreida, Ostreidae.
UUGUGAUCGAUAUUUAAAUUCCAAGGUUAGAUCAAGUCGCUUACACACAAGACAAAUUUCUCCCUUAUCGAGACACAUUUUGUCGCCAUGAUUUGGUUGGUGACUGUGAGCCUGCUGUUGACUGUCGGGGGUUGCUAUGGUUACACUGGUUGUACUGACACCUCACUGCAGUACCAAGGUUACACCUACACAAUAGACCCCACCACUCAACAGAAAGUCUGGUCUCACUGCGGCUUUCCCAAUCCCAGCUUUGACUACGCCCUCUGUGGACUGGCCUUCACCUCAGGGGAACACUUUCUCUGUGACCCGGAUGGACUUCUUACGUCACAAAUUGAUGCCAUUGAUUUGGCCUUACGAAACAUUCAAGCGAAUACUUCCACUCUGUGUACCAGUGCUGAUGGAAGUUCAGAGAGUUUUACCGUGUCAAUAGCCCUUAUUAAUCGAACACGCAUCGCAGAUCUGUCGUCUGCUAGUCUGUGUAUUAACAAUUGUGGAGAGCUCCAACCAGGAACAAACCUCACAGCCAGCUCUUUGUCGGAUGGUCAGAAGACGGCAAUUGCUGAAAACUUUGGUGACUAUCUAAGGACAGGGUGGGGUUUCGGUUCCUGCGGAAAUGACGUCGUAAUUUUUUAUGCACAGGAUUUAAAUAAGGUUCAUGUAGCGGUUGGAUACAAAGCUACCGGUCUCGUAACCUCAGAUGUCAUUGAUUACAUCAAAACCACGUUUGUGUCAUAUAAAAGCAACGGACAUUUAGCAGAAGGUCUUCUUGUUAUCGCAGAGAAGCUGCGCACCACGCUGCGCGGUGUAACUCCCGCCCACGUGCUUCUGAUUUUGAACAUGAUUGUGGUCGUUUUAACUGCUGUGUUCUUAGUGUUUUUUCUCCACCUCCGCUCUGUCGAAUUCAAUGUCUGGGGCCGAGAGGGACUUUGGAAGAUUCCAGAGUAUUUUUUCUACCUUAUAUCUGGGGUGUGGAUGAUAAAUGGACUUUUAUAUGGUGUUAUUUAUGUAUCCAACAAAGCACCAUACUGGGCCACCUUCUUUUCUGGUAUAAUGGGACUGGCUUUUAUUGUUUUGUAUAUAUUUGAAGAACAAAUAUUUGACACGUAUUCCAACAGUGGAUCCUAUACUCUUAACAUUACAUCAUAGAUGGUUAUUGUGGACUUUUUUUUUAUAUAAGUCCAUGCUCUUUGAAACAUUUUGUUUAUAUAAAAAAUCAUUUAACCAUUUUAACGUUUUGUCAGGCUCCAUAUAGAGAAAACGAUAUGUAAAGUGCACGAAGUUUUAUUUAUUAAUAUUAUAUUAUCUAACUUUUUUUAUUUGUAAAAUUUUGAUAUACAUGUACGUUUGUAUACUUUCAUAUCAUUCAUACAUGUAUCCGACAGUGUCAUUUUAUGGCAAACUUGAUAAUAUGAAAGUUCCGUCCAUCUUUCUAGUUGUUUAUUUCAUUUUUACAUCAUUCUAAUAUAACAUAUCAAUUAAUGAAUGAAUUUCUGAUCACAUAAUUAUUUUAUUACCUUUUUACAUUGGAUGCUGGUCAUCCUCUCUAUCCAUGUUAGAGACUAUAAUUAGUUAA